This is a messenger RNA of Raphanus sativus (radish), 3550 nucleotides long. RefSeq lists its product as uncharacterized. NCBI's taxonomy places the organism in Eukaryota, Viridiplantae, Streptophyta, Magnoliopsida, Brassicales, Brassicaceae. Gene Ontology annotation, molecular function: calcium ion binding; protein binding. The transcript is spliced from 12 exons. The record is from RefSeq and is a predicted model, not a curated record. Gene Ontology annotation, cellular component: plasma membrane; nucleus; cytoplasm. Bases 212 to 3319 code for a protein of 1035 amino acids. Gene Ontology annotation, biological process: endosomal transport; endocytosis.
UCCCAAACACAGCGAUGGCUCUCUUAAUCAUGGAGAAGACGAUUCGAUCCUUUGCUGUGUCACAGUCAAUUCUUCGGUUUCUCUUUUUUUUAGGCCUCUUUUUAUAAUUUUUGUUGCAUCUGUUCGAAUCGAACAAGGAGAAUUCUGGUGGGGAUAGAAGAAAAUUUGAUCGAAUUCUGAAGGUUUUGGGGGUGAUACCCUCAAUUCAAAAAUGGCGGGGCAGAGUCCAAACAUGGAUCAAUUCGAGGCGUACUUCAAAAGAGCAGAUUUGGACGGAGAUGGUCGGAUCAGUGGAGCCGAAGCUGUUGGCUUUUUUCAAGGAUCUGGCUUGCCCAAGCCUGUUCUCGCCCAGAUAUGGUCGCUUUCUGAUCGAUCAGGGAGUGGCUUCCUUGGUCGGCAAGACUUUUACAAUUCCCUGAGACUUGUAACAGUAGCGCAGAGCAAGAGAGACCUGACACCUGAGAUUGUUAAUGCAGCACUCAACACUCCCGCCGCAGCCAAAAUACCAGCGCCUAGAAUUAACCUUUCAGCCAUUCCUGCACCCCAACCUAAUCCUGCUGCUACCACGGCCCGUCCGGUUACCUAUCCUGGUCAGCAGAAUGUGGGGUUUAGAGGACCAGGCGCUCCAAAUGCGAAUGUUGUUAACCAGAAUUAUUUUCCACCUCAGCAGAACCAGCAAGUGAGACCUAAUCAAGGAGUAUCUGGGCUGACUUCAUUUAGACCAACUGCUGGUCCAGAGUAUAGACCGAGUGUGUUACCAGGUCCUGUUGGUGUUGCCACUCGUCCUCCUCAGGCUGUUCCCACUAAUGCACCUGGUCCUGGUGGUUCAGAAUAUAGACCAAGUGGCGUACCAGGUCAAUUUCAACCAGGUCCUGUUGGUAGUGUUACUCGUCCUCCUCAAGCUGUUACCACAAGUGCAUCUGGUCCUGGUGGUUUCAAUCUUAAUAAUUUGUAUGCUGGAAGCACCAGCGGAUACUCGUCAGGCUUUGGAGGGGGCAGCUUAGCAGCAGCACCAUCUCCUGGCUUGAAACCGGAGUCACAAAUUGAUCCAAGAGCGCUGGUUGUAUCUGGAAACGGAGGUGACAUGUUUUCCUCCUUCCAGCAAAAACCACAACCCACUCUGAGUAAUUCUUCAAUCAGUUCAGCCAUUGUUCCUGCUUCUGCUCCUCCACCGAAACCUAAUGCUCUCGACUCGCUACAGAGUACUUUCUCAAUGCUGCCAGCAGGAAAUCAACCUCAGCAGCCAAGGCCAGCAGCAAGCUCACAGCCGCUUGCAGUGUCUUUACAAGGUCCCUCCUCCGGUUUGCCACCUGGAAGUGCAGUUGGACCCGGCCAUCCAACUCCUGCUGGAAAUAAUCAGCCUCCUUGGCCUAAGAUGAAACCAUCCGAUGUCCAGAAAUACACAAAGGUAUUUAUUGAAGUUGAUAGUGACAGGGAUGGGAGAAUCACUGGUGAGCAGGCAAGGAAUCUGUUUUUAAGCUGGAGGCUACCCAGGGAGAUAUUGAAGCAUGUGUGGGAAUUAUCUGAUCAGGAUAAUGAUACUAUGCUUUCUCUAAGGGAGUUCUGCAUUUCAUUGUACUUAAUGGAGCGGUAUAAAGAAGGCCGUCCUCUCCCACCAGCACUUCCUAGCAGCAUCAUGUAUGAUGAAACACUGUUAUCUAUCUCAGGCGCACCUAGUCGAGGUUAUGCAAACGCUGGAUGGGGAUCUGGUCAAGGUUUUGUUCAGCAACCAGUGAUGGGUCCGCGGCCAAUCACUCCAGCCACUGGCAUGAGACCGCCAGUCCCCGCACCAGCCCCUCAGCCUGGCAGUGGUGUAGCUUCUAAUCAGCAAAGGAAUCAAGCGCCUGCUUUGGAUGAUCCUUUUGCUAGUCACCUAGGUAACGGAUAUUCUCCGAGCUCGAGUCCUCAAGAAACAGCAACUGAUGGGGAAAAGGUUGAUGAAAAGAAGAAUGCCUAUAUGGACUCCAGAGAGAAACUUGAUUACUACCGGACGAAAAUGCAGGAUAUUGUCUUAUACAAAAGCAGGUGUGACAAUAGACUAAACGAGAUCUCUGAAAGGGCUUCCGCUGACAAGCGUGAGGCUGAAACGUUGGCAAAGAAAUACGAGGAGAAAUAUAAGCAGGUUGCAGAAUUAGGAUCGAAGUUAACUAUUGAAGAGGCCAGGUUCCGCGAGAUUGAGGGACGGAAGAUGGAAUUGAGUCAAGCAAUUGUGAACAUGGAGCAAGGUGGUAGUGCUGAUGGUCUACUUCAGGUCCGGGCUGACAGAAUACAAUCAGAUCUAGAGGAGCUGAUGAAGGCUUUAACUGAACGUUGCCAGAAACAUGGGUUGGAGGUUAAGUCGAAGGCCCUUGUAGACCUUCCACCUGGUUGGCAACCUGGAAUUCAAGAAGGGGCAGCUCUGUGGGAUGAAGAGUGGGAUAAGUUUGAAGAUGAAGGAUUUGGCAAUGAGAUUACUUUCGACAAAUCAAAAGAGCAGAACUCGUCUGGUGAGAAGGAAAACGGUACGGUGGAUGAUGGUACUGGACCACCUGAUUCUCCUACUCAUUUAGAUGAGAAUUAUGGACCUUCUUCAGAAACCUCAGACCGUCGUCACUAUGAGAGUGAAUAUGGAACAGCUCACGGUGAAGAUGAAUCAGACAGAAGUCCUAGAGACAGUCCGGUCUCUAGGACUGCUACUGAGGUUCCAUCUCCAAAUCAUUCUGAAUUCUUUGAUGACUCGAAUUGGGCAAGUGCAUUUGAUGAUACCAACGAUGAUGUGGACUCAGUCUGGGGAUUUGAUGCGUCAAAAAGCCAGGAUGGAGAUUAUUAUGGUGAAAACUCAGGAAGAGCAGAUUCUCCAAGUUCAAGAAGCUUUGCUGGUCAGAGAAAGAGCCCCUUUGGAUUUGAUGAUUCAGUCCCCAGCACUCCACUUUCGAGAUUCGGGAACUCUCCUCCUCGGUUCAGCGACGCAUCAACCAGAGAUAGCUUCUCCAGAUUUGACUCCUUCAACCAUAGUGAAGCUGGCGCUCAGCCAGAGAGGCUCUCACGGUUUGAUUCCAUCAACAGCUCCAAAGACUUUGGUGGAGCUGCUUUCUCCAGGUUCGACUCAAUCAACAGUUCAAGAGACUUCGGUGGAGCUGAGAAACUUUCGAGGUUUGAUUCCAUCAACAGUAGCAGAGACUUUGGUGGUCCUUCGCUUUCGAGAUUUGACUCGAUGAAUAGUACAAAGGAUUUCAGUGGGAGCCAUAGAUACUCGUUUGAUGAUGCAGACCCGUUUGGUUCCACAGGUCCCUUCAAAGUCUCCUUUGAUGAUAAAAGCCCCAAGAAAAAUUCUUUCUAGCCACAGUAAUGAUUAUAAUUCUCUUUUUUUUUAAUAUUUUUUCCAUAUAUUCUUGAUUGAUGAACUUAUGGUUGUUUCUUAAAAAUCUUGUAAAGUUUUUCCUCCAAAUGUUUUUGUCGAGACCAUAGCGUUAGAAGACAUUUGUCUCUGCAUGGGUUUUCUACUGUUACGUCUGUUCUGUUCUUAUAAAUUCAUUUGCUUUAUAUAAAAAAAAAACAUUUGUUGGGAUUC